This is a messenger RNA of Astrephomene gubernaculifera, 673 nucleotides long. The record is from the annotation of a GenBank genome assembly. NCBI's taxonomy places the organism in Eukaryota, Viridiplantae, Chlorophyta, Chlorophyceae, Chlamydomonadales, Astrephomenaceae.
GGUGUCUUACAGACGCAGCGGAACCGCCACGCGCGCCGCGGACGCCGUCAUUGAUACGGAGGCUGUGGACGUGUUACCGGUGAUGGAGGCGUCGCCGUCGCCAGAGUUGCCGCCGACGGGGGAUUCGAGCGAGGCGGCGGCGUCGAAUGCAGGGUCCGACGCGGGCGCUGAUGCUUCUGCUGCUUCCGCCGCCGCCGCUGAUGAGGCGUUGCGGGAAUAUCGGGAACUCGAGGCGUUAUUGUCAGGCGCCGCUGUUUCCACCUCCGGCGCCUCCGCAACUGCCGGGGGAACCACACCAGCCGCAAUUGGGAAAGACGGAAGGAGUGAAGACCCAUGGGAACCGCGGAGCGGAGUUGCGGCCGCAUCGCAUGCUCGGAAAAAUGACGACAAGCCAGUUACCGACGUCGCAGCAACCGCGGGCGGAGCUACGGGGGUCGCAGCGAGCAAGCAGCGGCAAGGGCCGGCGGCAGAGCAGCAGGCGGGGCGAAAGGAGGACGAGGCUGAGCGGCAAGCGGAUGGGGCGGUAAAGGCUAAACCCGGGUCGGAGGUGGCGCGGGAAAUCCUCAGCAAGCGGGGUCCAACGGACGCAGCCAUCGCGGAGGCCCUUGCCGCCCUGGAUCCGCGCGGCGAGGAGGAGCUGCUAGACGAGUUCUAUGCCAUCUUUGGAGGCGGU